Toxotes jaculatrix (banded archerfish) is the source of this 639-nucleotide messenger RNA. It is a transcript of the gene prl, whose product is annotated as prolactin. The transcript is spliced from 5 exons. Gene Ontology annotation, biological process: response to nutrient levels; positive regulation of receptor signaling pathway via JAK-STAT; positive regulation of cell population proliferation. NCBI's taxonomy places the organism in Eukaryota, Metazoa, Chordata, Actinopteri, Toxotidae. Bases 1 to 639 code for a protein of 212 amino acids. Gene Ontology annotation, cellular component: extracellular region. The record is from RefSeq and is a predicted model, not a curated record. Gene Ontology annotation, molecular function: hormone activity.
AUGGCUCACAGCAGAACCAGCGGAAGCAAAUUCUUCAUGACGGUGUUGUGUAUGGUGGCGUCAUGCGUAGCUGUCCCUGUCAGCGACCUACUGGACCGAGCCUCUCAGCGCUCUGACAAACUGCACUCCCUCAGCACAACACUCACCCAAGACCUGGACACUCAUUUCCCUCCUAUCGGUCGGGUGAUCGCACCCCGUCCCUCGAUGUGCCACACCUCGUCUCUACAGACGCCCAACGAUAAGGCCCAAGCUCUUCAAGAAUCAGAGUCACGCCUGAUGUCGCUGGCUCGCUCUCUGCUCCAAGCCUGGGUGGACCCUCUGGUCGUCCUGUCCACCUCUGCUUACACUCUGCCUCACCCAGCACAAAGCAGCAUAUUCAGCAAGAUCCAAGAACUGCAAGAGCACUCCAAGAACCUGGGAGACGGUCUGGACAUCCUAUCUGGCAAGAUGGGUCCGGCGGCUCAGGCCAUCUCCCCUCUGCCCUACGACGGAGGCAACGACAUCGGCCAGGACAAGAUUUCCAAAUUGAUCAACUUCCAUUUCCUGAUGUCCUGCUUCCGACGGGACUCCCACAAGAUUGACAGCUUCCUGAAAGUCCUACGCUGCCGGGCAGCAAAGCUGCAGCCUGAGCUGUGCUAA